This is a messenger RNA of Strongylus vulgaris, 1176 nucleotides long. Lineage: Eukaryota; Metazoa; Nematoda; Chromadorea; Rhabditida; Strongylidae. The record is from the annotation of a GenBank genome assembly.
ACAGUUAAAAUUCUAGGUAAAGCGGAGCUCACCCUGCCUUCCGUUGUAUCUUUUGUGAUUGCAUGCAAUCGCAGCGAUUAUGUGGUCUCAAAGGAGUUAAAAACACUAUUGAAGGAAGUAUUGUUAACGCAAAUGAGAGAUGUGGAUAGUGCCAAUGUUGUCAUUGCCGUGCUUGCACAUUGGGAUCAGAAUGACAAAGAAGUAUCACGUGCAGCUAUUGUUAAGACUAUAGAACUACUCGGAAGCGACAUGUCCUGCUGCGUGCUUACCGUCGGAGAAAUGUGCUCAUUGAUGAAUAAAUUAGCUGAGAGGCGCAUCCGCGAGAAAGCACUUCUUCCACUUUUAUCUGCGAGAAUUACCGAUUAUCAUUCCGCUUUGUCUGUGCGACAGCUUGUUUCGUUGGCCGCUUCCUGUGCGAAGUUGAACUAUUUUGAUGCGCGAGUACUUCGCCGUCUUGCAAAAGAUUUAUUGUUGGAUGUGAACAACUUGCAUAAUUGGGCAGAUGUAUCUUCAUUGGUGGAUUCGUUCAGCAGGUUACGUUUCGGUGAUAUGGUUGCAUGGAAUGCGCUUGCUGUGUGGGUUAACAAUCAUAUGCACUCCGCUCCUUUGGACUCUCUUUCGAUCAUAAUAGGAGGAAUGGCGAGGAACGGCAUCGAGGAGUGUCGUCCUGCGGCUAUGAGGUUGUCUCAGCGUGUUCGCCGUGAAAUCGCUCCCUCCCAAAACGUUUGGCUCAGUACAGUUCAUUCUCUUGCAUUCUUUCGCGCACUGACACCAGAGUUGGCAGAGUCUGUUUUGAACAGAGAUUUCGUUUCACAACUUCUACAACCUUCCAAAUCUGUUGGAGAAAAACUGUUCAAAGCAAUGAAACUCCUUCAAAUAAGUUCUUGUGUUGAAGUUGAUCUUGGAGAUGCCUACAUUGGUCCUCGUUUGGGGUUUGCUGAAUUGGAACCGUUAAUUAAAAUAGACGACGAGGCGACAAGGCUUGCACGACUGAUCAAAUAUGGAAAGAAGGAAGUGGAAACUUGUAAUCAGUUUCUAUCUGACGUUUUAUUCAAGAUAGGUUCUCCUUCAACUCAUAUUUCCCCAUCUUGUAUAGAUCCAACAGGGAUUCUGAUUGAUGCACAGAUCGUGUGCGAAAAGGUUCGAUUAGAUCCUUCGCAGUUUCGCAUUAGCUAA